Messenger RNA from Ruditapes philippinarum (Manila clam), 746 nucleotides. RefSeq lists its product as uncharacterized. The transcript is spliced from 3 exons. The coding region runs from base 125 to 499 and encodes 124 amino acids. The record is from RefSeq and is a predicted model, not a curated record. Lineage: Eukaryota; Metazoa; Mollusca; Bivalvia; Venerida; Veneridae.
UACGUUGACAAGCGUCACCACGUUUACAAGAUCAGAUUUUAGUUUAACGUGCACAACGGAAGUGAGGUAACGAGGGAUUUUAAAACAGGACUAGAAAAAAAAACUUCCAGUGCACACAAAAAAUAUGAUUAAAUUAAUAAUAUUUGGAACACUUAUAGGCCUUGUCGUCGGCCAAUUACCACAAAGCUUUUUGAUGAUGCAACUAAUGAAUAACAUGGGAGGUGGUAACAAUAACGCACAAGGGGGUGGUGGUGCAGGCGGUACUUCACAGGGAGGUAACUCUCAAGGCGAGAGCAACCCUAUGAAUAAUGCACUUUUAUGCCGCAACACACGAAACCUUGCGUUUGUGCCUUGUGGUAAUAUGCCCGAUAUAUGUAACAUAAUCUCCAUGAGAACGUACACAAUGCCGAAUCUUCUUAAAUGCAGUGCUCUUGGUACCGGAUGUUGCUUACGAGACAUGGCUACAAUGUUCCUUGCCAGAAAUUUGGGCGCUUCUUAAUGUGGCAUUGUGAACACGAUCAUUUUUAUAUCACCAUCUCCAGAACUUAACAACUAGGGACAGUAUAGACUCUGUCCAAUUGACCGUUCUAUUACCGGAUUUUGUGUUUUUAUGUUUUGAUUAUUUUUGUACAGUUUAUUUUCGUGUUUUAUUAUUCAAUUUAUGAAUGCAUGAAUCACAAUUUGCAAGAUUUCUAUGGGACUAGUUGAUAAAUUCAUUGAGAAUAAAAUUCUAAAUAUCGUUUUUA